Aspergillus terreus NIH2624 is the source of this 1677-nucleotide messenger RNA. Its product is annotated as putative integral membrane protein Pth11-like. The transcript is spliced from 2 exons. Bases 1 to 1677 code for a protein of 558 amino acids. NCBI's taxonomy places the organism in Eukaryota, Fungi, Ascomycota, Eurotiomycetes, Eurotiales, Aspergillaceae. The record is from RefSeq and is a predicted model, not a curated record.
AUGAGUACAUCGCAGUCAGCACUUCUUCACCACGACCCGCGUUCGCUCUACUCCGACAUCCCCCCGGAUCUACGUACCAGGCUAGAAGACCACCCGACGCUCUUGGUUAGCUGGUGGGCCACCGGGUUUUCCCUCGCCAUUAUCGUCACCCGCGUAUGCGGCCGCUACAUCCGAAUCGAGCGGUUCUUCCCGGAGGACAAGGUCAUGAUGGCCAGCAUCAUUCCGCUGGUGAUUCGCAUGGCCUUUGUUCACAUGGUGCUUGUAUAUGGCACUAACAACACCAAGACGGAGGGCUUGUCGGCCGAGGACAUUCAUCAUCGCGAACUUGGCAGCAAGCUGGUGCUUGCGGCGCGCAUCUUCUAUGCGAUCUUCAUAUGGACCGCCAAGUUCACAGUAUGCUCCUUUCUCAAGCGCGUCGUGGGGAUGAUGUGGCGUCGAUCUUUGCAGCUCUUCCUCAAAUUCCUCUACUAUUUCCUCGCUUCCACGUUGAUCGCCGUGGUGAUCGCAACGCUAACUGAAUGUCAACCAUUCCACCACUACUGGCAAGUCGUUCCAGACCCGGGGCCCCAGUGCCGCUCCGGAUAUGCCAACCUGAUCACCAUGGGCACCUGCGAUAUCAUCACGGAUCUACUUCUCGUUGCGUUCCCUAUCCCUCUCAUUAUGAUGACCCAUAUGCCCGUCAAACGAAAGGCCUCGCUGGUCAUUCUCUUCGCCUUGUCCCUGAUCCUGGUGGGCAUCACCUGCUACCGGGUGCCCUCGGUGAUCUGGCACAACGGCUCCCAGCAGUACCGGUCCCUACUAGCAUCGCUGGAAAUCCUGGCCGCGACCGCCGUCUCCAACGCGGUGGUGAUCGGCUCCUUCGUGCGCGACAAGGGCGUCAAGAAACAGAAGUUCAAGAAAGCGCUGGGCUCCGCCUCCGUCAGCGAGAGCAUGGACUACAGCUCCCUGCGCCGCGUGACCAUCACCCACCACCAAUGGGGCAGCGACUCCGACCUGGCUGCCGGCCUGGGCAUCCGUCUGAACCCGGAUCUCUGCUCGUCCGACACCAACUGGCCCCAGCCAAGCCCCAACACCACCCCGUUCCCGUUCACCGCGCGCACCGGCACCCUCAACCCCAACUGGUCGUUCACCCGCCAGCCGAGCGACGACGACCGCACCUCCACGACCGGCAGCCUCGACCUCAAGGUGAGCCCCCACGAGUACAUCGAGACCACCAAGACCCCGCGCAAGUCGUCCGGCGACGCCGCCACCGCAAUGUCGUCCCCCAGCAAGGUCAGCAUGUUCGACGUCGGCGGGCUAUUGAACGAACCGUCGCCCGCGCCGCACAAAGCCCCCAUUCCACCACAGACGGUACCACCGCCCCCGGCUGCGACUCGGCGACCGACUCGCCGCCGCGGCAGCACGGCGUUCCUCCAGGACGUGGGCGGACUGCUGGCGUCCCCGGACCCGGUGCCUGCUGCAUCGCAGCCAUCCCCGUCCCAUCCGCCGCCGCGCCUGGGUGUCCUGCGGACAUAUUCCAGCGGCCGACGACGCGGGUCCAGCGUGCACUGGAGCGAUUCGUCGGACAGCCCGGUGCCGCCGUACCGGGCGGGAUCAGACGUCACGGCGCCGAUCCCGGAGGGUGCCAACGAUGUCGAGCUCCAGGAUGUGGGCGGGCUACUUUCGCGGAAUUCAUGA